Oncorhynchus mykiss (rainbow trout) is the source of this 4400-nucleotide messenger RNA. It is a transcript of the gene exoc3l2a, whose product is annotated as exocyst complex component 3 like 2a. NCBI's taxonomy places the organism in Eukaryota, Metazoa, Chordata, Actinopteri, Salmoniformes, Salmonidae. Gene Ontology annotation, molecular function: SNARE binding. The record is from RefSeq and is a predicted model, not a curated record. Gene Ontology annotation, biological process: exocytosis; exocyst localization. Gene Ontology annotation, cellular component: exocyst.
UAGACACUGGUCUGAGACAGCUGUGUUCUUCAAUUAAAUACAACUAUAUUUACCCAAUCAGGGGCAAUUAAGAAAACCAUAGCCAGAUUAUAUCAACAUCCUCAACUAAUACAAACAACAGACAUCACCUGUCGCAAUUACAUCACCCUUUCUGUUGGUUAUAUAGGAAAUGAGUGAUGGUCCACAAUUCCACCACUAGAGGGCACAGGAGGACAGAAUGGAUCCCUGGUGGUCCAAGUGUUAGAAGUCACUGCUUUUGAAGUUUGCAUGGAAUCUAUUAGUAUUGAUGUGCUUAAAUCGUAAGUAAAGGUUUCUAAGCAAAGCAACCAUCUUAAGAAAUGUAACUAGUAUCUUUGAAUAUGAGCUAAAUAUCAGUUCUAGAUGUCUGACUCCUGACGCACUGUGGGCCUCAAAAUACUUCUGAUUUGUUAUUGAAGAUAUCAAACACACCAGCCCAUUAUCUGUUCACAUGAUCUCUUCGACAUCUAUACUACAAACAGUUUUUAACAUUUUCCAGAAUAUUGUAUAUGUUAGACUGACCGCAUGUCGAAGCAGUGCAGGCGAUUGUUUAAAUGCUUCAUAGAGUACAUUGCUUGGAAGCCAUUGAAGAUACUCUCUGUUACUCAGGUCAAUUCAGAAUGUAAAAGCACCACACACUUAUCAACUGAAGCUCAGACAUUAAUACAACACACACACACACACACACACACACACACACACACACACACACAGUUUCCUCAGGAAAAAGCAUAAUUGUCAGCUACAAUACAACCAGUCAGGAAACCGGGUGAGCACAGUGCUCUCCUGAGCAACAGUGGAGAUACACACACAGUGGAUGACAUUCCACUGAGACACUGCACAAGUAUUUGAUCCCUGAGCACAAGCAUCAUGCCCAUCCUUAAAAACCUUCCAGGGAGGACCAGGAAUAAUCAUGGGAACAGUGAACUCAUCCUGCCCAGGUUAAACUUGGACCUGAGUCCCUUUGAGGAGGUGAACCUGGAGGAGGAGAGGAAUGAGGGCGACCCCCCCAUUUUGGUGGGCCGUGGAGCAAAAUCCCUCCAGUGCAGGUUGUCGCGAGAUGGGGAAGAGGAGGGGAAUGAGGUGAACAUGGAGAAGCACGGCACCGGGGCCCCUAAAGGAGGAAGACCCCUGAGGGGGACUCUGGAGCGACUGUGCGGCUCUUCCCCCCUGAAGACCCUGGGGAAGUUGGGUAAGGGGCUGCGUAUGUCGGGGUGCAGCGUGUGGGGGACCAGCCCGUCCCUGCGAAGCCCCACGGACCCCCACUCGCCCCCGCCAGAGAAAGAGAAGAGGAAGGGCAUCCGCAGGAGCUCAGAGGAGAUCAUGACCCUGCUACGAUUUGCAGGGCGGCGGAAGCAGACACAGCGUAGAGAGAGUCUGCCCUGCGGGGACCUGGGCAUUGACAGCGAGGAUGAGUCUCGCCGCCGGCCCUCCUUCCUCAGGAUGGUCAACCUUAGCAAACUGAAGAGGGAGUCCCUGUCGGACCACAACUCCCAGGAGGCCGACAAGGAGCUGGAGGAGGAAGAGCCAGUGGUCAAACCUAGGGAACCACUCUCAGUGCUGGAGAUCCUACAGCUGGUCAACCAGAGGGACCUCCUCCUGGCCGACACACACAUCCAGGAGCUGGAGCACGAGUGCGAGCUACUGGCCUUCCUGCCACAUCCCUCCACGCCUCCAUCCACACCCCCCGGAGUGACCCCUACUGGGUCCUUCGACAACCCCUCCAGUCCCAACGCUUCACGGGACGCCAGCAGGCGCAAGGCCAAGGAUGUGGAGCUGCUGUAUGAGGCCCUGCAGAAGGAGAUGUGGGACGUGGUGAGGGAGUCCCUCCGCCAGCCAACGGCCGGGCCCAACCUGGGACUAGUGGUGCUGGUCAUUCAGCAGGAGGAGCAGGCUGACAUGUCCCAGGCCCAGAGAAAAGAGACCCAGACCCAGCCCGUAAGGGAGGGCCUCCAGCCCUAUCAUAGCCAGAGGCCCCGUCAGCUCAAGCUGAAAUGGCGGCAGGCGGUGGCGGAGGCGGCAGACUGGAGCCUGCCGCAGCAGGUGGACACUCAGGCGGGGCAACUGGCCUCAUACCUGGAGAGGUUAAGGGGACGCAUGGUGGACGACCUGGACGCGGCACGGCGGAACGUGGUGUCGGUCUACCCGGAGGAGUUCCAGGCCUUCCAGGUGUAUGUACAGAGCUACCACCGGGCGGUGGCCAGACGCCUGAAAAUCAUUACCAGCUCCCAGCUUCAGAUCACUGACGUUUACUCUAUGCUGGACUGGUUCUACAACAUCUACAACAGGGAUGUCCUGGGCACCGUUGGCAUGAAAACCCCAAUUAACUACUCCCGACUGGAACCCCUACUGCACCAAGACACAGUGGACCAACUGGAACAGGACUGCCUGAACACUGUCAGGGAGAAGGUGUCCACAGAGCUCACUCAGGUUCUGGAUGAGGAGGAGAGGCGGUGGGCCCAAACGCUGCACAUAGAGGAGUACCAGUCCAGUCUGGCCCGCUCUGUCAUCCAGAGACUAAAGGUAGACCUGGACAGAUCCACAGCUGUAAGCCCGUUUCUGGGGGCCAGGGUGGCCCGCUGCAAUCUCAAUGGACUGUCUGACUUCCUAUAUAGUUUCCAGAGAAAGGUGGAGAUGUUCCAUGAGACCCAGGCUGAGUUUGGGGACCGGGGCGAUGGAUACGUCUCCAGGACCAUCUCUCUGGUCAACUGCUGCCCGCCUCUCAGAUCCUUUGUACAGCGUUGCAGGCAGUGUGACCCACAGAGCAAUGAGGAGUCCACACAGGGAGCUAACUCCUCCCUGGACAGGAUUGUUAACCAAUCAGUGAGGGUUCUGACGGAAAGACUAUUUGAGCACAUCAGGCCGUUCUUUGACAAGCUGGUGAAAAGGAAGUGGCUAAACAACACUGAGGCCUUUGAAGCCAUCGAAGCAAGCGUCAAACAACACUUUAAGAAGUUCAGAAGAAUGGACUGCCCACCUUAUCAGAUACUGGUGGGGGAGAUACACAGGCGGGUUUUGGUGGAGUAUUUGCGUGCGAUCAUGCGAGGACGGGUCAUCUGCACAUCAUCGAAGAUGAGGAAGAGGAUGGCAUUCCGACUGCAGGACGAGGCCAAGCAGCUCAAAGGGCUCUUUAAAGACCUGGAGUCAGGAUCCUCUUGGCUGGACAGUGUCCUCACUCACCUGGCUGACAUCAUUCUCCUGGAGGACACUCCGUCCAUCCAGAUGGAGGUUGCUGUUCUGGUGAAAGAGUUUCCAGACAUACGGAAGAAGCACAUCUCCACCCUGCUAAAUGUGCGGGGGAUGAUACGACAGGCAGAGCGCCAAGAGAUCUUGAACGUGGUCCGAGACUUUGAGAGCAGCAACAGCUCUACCCUGCCAUGCAGGGAUCAUGCCCUCUUCUCGGACAUCCCAGUCACCUCCGAGGUACAUUGCAUCAACCUGGGCCUCAUCCGUGUUGCCAUGACCGUCGCCAACUGGUUCUCAGAGGCCCGGCUUCGACAACACCGUAAGAGAAGCCCCAGGAACAGAACCACGCUGCCACCGGAACAACUGAAAGAGGACAAGGAUAUGGAUUAUGAUUGACUUCAAGGAAAUCGUAUGUAGUUGAUGCACAUUAAGUGUUUGGUAGAACAGAGGCUCGCUCACCCGUAAUUCUGUAUCCAUGUGUGCAUCUCUAUGACUACUUGAUACUGAAUGAGCUUUAAGAUCGAAUUGUUUGGAUUUCUGCUUUAAAUAAGAGAAGUAGAAGUUUGUUGAUGACGACACUUCGAAGAGUACUCAAUCUUAAAUUCUGUCAUAUGUGCUGCGACUACUACAAUGGGCCAAAAUCACAAAUUACUGUGAAACUUACUACUACUGAUAAGAAAUGCAAAGUCCCCAUAGAAACAUGAAAUUAAAUGUUUUUAAUUCAUCUGUAAAUGAUCUUCCCACUCAUUUACAGACAUUUGAAUGGAUAGCGAUAAUAAGAAGAACUUGACAUCAGGUACCACAGAUACAAGCCCAUCUACUGUACUUCAAGCUCAGAUUUUUCUUAAUGUUUAGAAUAAUUUUGUAAACCUCAUUGGGUAACACUUUACAUUAAGGAGUAAUUGUAUACAUCCAUAAGUAGUUAAUAAACUGCUUAAAGAUAGCUUACAUGACUGCACAAUUUUAACCAAUGUGUUAUAACUGUUUAACUAACCACUAAUGGUUUAUAAAAUACGUAUAAACCUUUAGUAAAUAAUUUUAAGUAAACCUCAAUGUAAAGUGUUACCGAUUUAAAUAAAUUCUCUGGUACUUUAGAAUACCUUUUAGCCAGUAGUUCUGAAAGGACCACUCAUGAGCCAAAAGUGGUCCCCAGAAAUUGCACACUGUCACAUACAGUAUGUGCAGAUAUGUGCACU